AUGUCACGCCACCGAACUUCUCAUGCACUUGCCAUUCUCGGCCCCGAACUGCACAAUAAAUUACCAGAAACGAAAGUAUUACUAGUCGGAGCCGGCGGGAUUGGAUGCGAACUAUUAAAGAACAUCGUUUUGACCGGAUUCGGACACAUUACCCUCCUUGACUUGGAUACCAUCGACCUCUCGAAUCUCAACCGCCAAUUUCUCUUCCGGAAAAAGGAUGUAAAGCAGAGUAAAGCCAUGAUAGCAGCGCAGACAGCGGCAGGCUUUAACCCUAAUGUCCACAUACAUCCGAUUCACGCGAAUAUCAAAGAACCCCAAUUUGAUGUCAGAUGGUUCCAGGGCUUUGAUAUAGUGCUCAACGCUCUCGAUAACCUGGACGCUCGGCGGCACGUAAAUAAAAUGUGCAUGGCAGCGGGCGUGCCGCUCGUGGAGUCAGGCACUGCUGGUUACCUCGGACAAGUUCAGCCAUUGUUGAAGGACCGGACAGAGUGCUUCGAUUGUCUACCCAAGCCAACCCCAAAAACUUUCCCGGUCUGCACAAUUCGCUCAACUCCUAGUCAAGCGAUACACUGUAUUGUAUGGAGUAAAAGCUACUUGCUGAGCCAGUUGUUUGGGGAAGACGAGGACUCUUCGGGCGAGCUUGACGAUGCAGAAAAGCAAGGCGAGAACGCGCAAGAGAUAGCUACGCUCCGGAAGGAAGCCCAGGCUUUCAAGGCUGUUCGGGUGGCAUUACGCUCCCCUCAGUCUUCAAACGGUGGCGACGCUGCUAGGAUGGCCUUCCAGAAGGUCUUUAACUCUGACAUCCGAAACCUGUUAUCAAUGGCAGAUAUGUGGCGAUCUCGAGCGCCCCCUACUCCACUUGAUUUCGACGCUAUCAUGGACGGGUCGUUUUCCCAUAAAAAGACCCCCGCGAAUGGCGUAAAUGGUAAGGAACACGCUGUGAACGGAAAGGGAAAUGCACAUGCGAGCGGUAGCAAAGCGGUAGAAGAAUUAUUGCACUCGUCUCCCAAUGGUGACGCUCCUAACACGAAAGGGCUAAAGGACCAGCAAGUAUUAUCGUUGAAAGACAAUUUAGAGCUAUUCGCUUCAAGUAUCAAUCGUCUCGCCGCUCGACUACAAGCUGGCGAAGACACCAUCUCCUUCGAUAAAGAUGAUGACGAUACUCUGGACUUUGUCACAGCUGCGUCGAAUCUACGGUCUGUUGCUUACGGCAUCGAAGAAAAGACAAGGUGGGAGGUGAAAGAGAUGGCGGGGAACAUCAUCCCAGCAAUUGCCACAACCAAUGCGAUUGUUUCGGGCCUAAUUGUCCUUCAAGCUCUCCAUUUCUUGCGAAAAUCGUAUAAGCGGCUGAAAAACGUGCACAUACAACUCAAACCCUCCGUCCCUCUGAGUUCUAUAUCACUUUCGCCUCCCAAUUCUCUAUGCGGAAUCUGUCGUGAUACAUAUACUAUCCUCGCUUGUGAUCCCGAGCGCACAACACUUGGAGACGUUGCCAGCGGCAUUUUAGGUGGGGUGGAGAGGGACGUUAGCAUAUACGAGGACAAGAGGGUCCUCAGCGAUCCCGACUGGGAUGAUAAUAAUGAACGGACAUUAGCGAGCUUGAACGUUACCAAGGGCAAGUUUUUGACUAUUGUCGAUGAAGACGGCGAGCUUGGGACCAUUGCCAUUGCGAUUUGCGACCUACCACCGAAUCAUCCUAUCGAUUCUUUGCCCUAUAUACUGCCAUCUCCACUGCCGAGUCCUCCGCGAAUCGUCAAACCCCCUCCUGCCCCAACUACUCCGCCCCGUCAAACUCUCAAGCGUCGGGCACCACACGAUGACGAUGAAAUCACCGAAAUUGAGCCUAAUGCGAAGCGCGCCAAAAUCACCAAUGGCCAUACAAAGAUUCGCCCCGCUGAGACACCGCUAUCCAGUCCAAGCAAGAGGCGCAAACUAGAAGAAGAUGGACUAGUGUUGAUGGAGAGUGCAACCGAUAAGCUCGACGACGAUGUUAUUGAAAUAGAUUAG
This is a messenger RNA of Pleurotus ostreatus (oyster mushroom), 2007 nucleotides long. It is a transcript of the gene UBA2, whose product is annotated as E1 ubiquitin-activating protein uba2. Gene Ontology annotation, biological process: protein sumoylation. The coding region runs from base 1 to 2007 and encodes 668 amino acids. The record is from RefSeq and is a predicted model, not a curated record. NCBI's taxonomy places the organism in Eukaryota, Fungi, Basidiomycota, Agaricomycetes, Agaricales, Pleurotaceae. Gene Ontology annotation, cellular component: SUMO activating enzyme complex; cytoplasm. The transcript is spliced from 11 exons. Gene Ontology annotation, molecular function: SUMO activating enzyme activity.